Messenger RNA from Priapulus caudatus, 2142 nucleotides. Its product is annotated as probable ATP-dependent RNA helicase DHX35. Lineage: Eukaryota; Metazoa; Priapulida; Priapulimorpha; Priapulimorphida; Priapulidae. Gene Ontology annotation, molecular function: RNA binding. Gene Ontology annotation, cellular component: intracellular anatomical structure; catalytic step 2 spliceosome. The record is from RefSeq and is a predicted model, not a curated record. The coding region runs from base 139 to 1782 and encodes 547 amino acids. The transcript is spliced from 16 exons.
CUCGGAGGGUAGCAGCAAUAACAGUUGCAACCAGAGUAGCUGAAGAGAAAGGGUCUGUACUAGGCUGUGAUGUGGGCUACUGUGUCAGGUUUAACAAUGCAACAGAUCCCACACUGACCAAGAUCAAGUUCCUUACUGAUGGAAUGCCUAAUCAGAGAGCUGAUGAGAGACCCACUUUUACUUAAAUACAGUGUUGUGAUGGUAGAUGAAGCUCAUGAGAGGAGCAUUCAUACAGACAUCAUAGUCGGCUUACUUAAGAAAAUUCUAAAAAGGAGAGCAGAUCUUAGAGUCAUUGUGUCAUCAGCAACACUGGAUGCCGAGGCUGUCAGGGAUUUUUUCAACCAAGACGAUUCCAAGGGAAAAAGUGAAGAAAUUGCAACUAUUAUAACCAUUGAGGGCAGAGCAUUUCCAGUAGAUGUAUUUUAUAUUAGCAGCCCUGUACCCGAUUAUGUGAAGGCAACAAUGGAAACAAUACUAAAGAUCCACAAACAUGAAAAGCCUGGAGACAUCCUAGCCUUUCUCACCGGGCAGGAAGAAGUUGAACAUGUGUGUGCCUUGGUCAGAGAAGCAGCUGAGAGCAUGCAAAGGGUGACCAUGCAACUACUCGUACUGCCAAUGUAUGCGAGCCUCACGGCAAAAGAACAGCUAAAGGUGUUUCAGCGGACACCGGAAAAGACGCGCAAGGUCGUCAUUGCAACAAACAUAGCUGAAGCUUCAAUCACCAUCAAUGGAAUCACCUAUGUGAUAGACUGUGGUUUCGUGAAGUUGCGAGCGUUUAACCCCGACACUGGUAGCGACUGCCUGGUGGUGGUGCCAGUCUCACAGGCAUCAGCUGAGCAGCGCAGUGGCAGGGCAGGCAGGGUCCGGUCAGGCAAGUCUUACCGGCUCUAUCCAGAGGAGGAGCACGCGAAGCUUCCUGCGGCGACAGUGCCGGAGAUGCAGCGCAGCGACCUCUCCACCGUCCUCCUCCUGUUGAAGGCUCUCGGAGUCUCCAAUGUACUGCGCUUCAACUUCCUCUCGAAGCCACCAGCACAGAACAUGUCUAGAGCGUUGGAUCUCCUGUAUGCACUCGGGGCCAUAGACGUGGAUGGCAAGCUCACAGAACAACUCGGCCAGCAGAUGGCUGAGUUCCCUUUGGAGCCAAUGUUUGCCAAAAUGUUACUGGAGUCUGGGAAAUUCGAAUGCUCAGAGGAAAUUCUCAGCAUAGCAGCCAUGCUGAACAUUGAAUGCGUGUUCACUACGCCCUCUAUUGGCAAGGCUAAAGCGGAUAGAGCAAAGUACCAAUUCUCGGUAGAAGAGGGUGAUCAUCUCACGCUUCUUAAUGUAUACGAAUCAUUCAUCAAGAAAAAGAAGAGUGCACGGUGGUGCCACGAAAACUACCUCAACUAUAAAGGCUUGAUGCGAGUGGUGGACGUUCGUAACCAACUAAAAGGUCUUCUACAAAGAUUCGAAAUACCUUUGGUUUCAGCAGAAGGAGAUGCGGACAGGAUAUGCCGAUGCAUCGCAGCAGGAUUCUUUGCUAACGCUGCACGACUGCACUACACGGGAGAAUACCGAACAGUGAAGGAUGACCUCCCCAUACACGUGCACCCGAGCUCAGUGCUGUACGCGCUGAAGCCUGCUCAGUGGGUGAUGUUCAACGAGGUGCUACUGACAUCUCGUGCAUACAUGAGGAAUGUGACGGCAAUCGACCCGCGGUGGCUGUAUGAGCUCGCACCUCACUACUAUCAAUACGGCACAGAGAGAGAGAUAGCUGCAAAGAGAAUGAAGACCGGGACGUGAUGUUCUUGGGUGCGUGACAUGAGACGUUGGUUGCUGUCAACACUAUAUGUCGGUCAUUCAAAACACAUUGUUGGCCACUGUCAACAACAAAGACUGUUGGUUGCUGGCAACACAUUUGCUGCAGACUACUGACAAUUACUACUUAUUGAGAGGAGACAGCUAUUAUUGCACUUCUGAUUCUUUUUGUGAUUCAACACAGAUGUUUGCGCUUCUCCACGAGAUGAGAGUAAGUUGUCGUGGCAUGACGCUAAUAUCGGUAAUGAAGCAGACAGUGUUACCAAAAGUGGAACACGAGUCAAAAUAUUAUGAUAUACAAUUAUUUAUUUUAUAAAAUAAAGUGUAGCUGAGCAGUUUCACAUA